Molecule: messenger RNA, 1437 nt
Organism: Saxophila tyrrhenica
Lineage: Eukaryota; Fungi; Ascomycota; Dothideomycetes; Mycosphaerellales; Extremaceae
Exons: 2
Coding region: 1-1437 (478 amino acids)
Source: RefSeq, a predicted model, not a curated record
AUGUCGACCGCUGUCGCUGCAGCGCCCGCUGCCACCACCACCACCACCCCUCUCGCCCCGCUGUCCUCGCCGCAUCGCCCGCCCUCCUACACCAGCCUGCCCUCGGCAGCUCCGAGCGCUGAGCCUGCCGCCAAACGCCAGAGGAACAACGCUUCGCCGCUUGGUGCGUCCGAGAACAACGCUUCUGUCGAAAGGUCGGGCUCGCAUGGCAAGAGUUCGCCUACGUCCGGCCGCAACAUUGUCCCUCCCAAGAUUCAGGUGAAGAAGGAACCGCUGGACGCUUCGCCCUCCAUGUCGUCCUCACGCCCCAGGCCGAAGCGCCUCGAUCUGUCGACGAGUAUGGCGAAUAGUCGUGGCCCGAAUACUGCGAGAGGAUCCGGACCAUUGACUUCGAGAGAGUCGGCUGGACUACAUGUUCAAGAUGUUGGACUCGCAUGUCUAUCUCCAGGCUUCCAAACACAUGACCCGGCGAUGCGGGAACAACUACAGCGGAGCUUGGAUGUACGAGAUCAACAACGACAGAUCAUUGAGGCUAGACAAAAGGGCACGAAACCAGGCAGCUCGCACGAAAACGACAGCGCACAGAGGUCACAGGACACCACGCUCUUCGGCGUACAGACUCGCACACCCACCACAUCUCGACGAAAAGGCCCACCACCGGGCCUCUCGAUCGCCGCACCCUCCGCACAAGAAUUCGCCAACGACCGGGUAAUCCAAUCCGCGCCCCUCCACCAAACCUUCACCGGCCUCCGCCCUGGCGACCAACCAUAUUCCCGCCAGCUCCAACACGGUCCCAGCGGUUUGAGCCAAACCAGCCACAUCCACCACGUCCCCGCGACGCAAACCAACAACCGUCUCCCCCCCAUCGCCGACGUCUUCGCCAACGACCGCCUCGACGCACCGCGGGGCAUCCCUCCCGUCCCAUCCCCCAGCUUCCCCCCUCAACACCAAAACCCACCCCUCUCCGCCCGCGCCCGCGAGUUCCGCUCCGCAGAAGAAGCCGUCGCCGGUCUAUCAGGCGGCCGCGAAGACCUCAUGCCGAAAGUCGUCCACUACGGCGGCGUCCAACCGCCCACUCCACCUUCCCCCAUGCCACCAGGCAGCGCCGCACACCAGCAUUCCGUAGCAGGCACGCAACAACCCUGCCCCCACGCCGGAAGCGGCCAUUACCCUCACGACGGACGACCGGACAUCCUGGCGCGCACUUCGUCAAUGAACGGACGCAGGCGGGGCAGGGAUGAGUAUGAGCGCGACAACGGCAGUCCGCCUUCCGGGUCCGGAUAUCGGGCGCAGGAGGCGAAGCGCACGGCUUUUGCGGUUCGAGGGGAGGAAGGGAGGGGUGAUGAGGAGGAUUGGAGGCGGGGGAUGGGGGGACGGGAGAAGAGGGAGGAGUUUUUGAGGCUUUGUGAGAGGGCUUGGGAUUUGUUUCAUUCGUGA